Molecule: messenger RNA, 4277 nt
Organism: Coturnix japonica (Japanese quail)
Lineage: Eukaryota; Metazoa; Chordata; Aves; Galliformes; Phasianidae
Gene: LRRC38
Product: leucine rich repeat containing 38
Cellular component (GO): voltage-gated potassium channel complex
Molecular function (GO): potassium channel activator activity; voltage-gated potassium channel activity; transmembrane transporter binding
Source: RefSeq, a predicted model, not a curated record
CUCGGCUCGUCCCAUCUGCCGGAGCCGUCCUCUUCAUCGCGGCCUCCAGCAUCCGCCCUCAUCCCCAGACAAUGAGCUGUGGAGGAGAGCAGGUUCUCUUUCCCUAUUCAUGAUAAAGAAUUCUUGAAAAGCUGAAGCUCCAAACUGCAUGGAAACAAGGGGGACAGAAGAAAUAUGAGGAAAUGAAGAAGCGUGGAAGGAAUGUGAGAAGAAAAAGAUUGUGCCUUGCUGUCUGUAGUCUCCCAUCUGUGAAACAGGCAUAACAAGACUGAGACAUCUUCGAAGAGAAAAUGUCAGGGUCUGAUUCCGUGUGCUUCAUAAAGGGAAAAAUAAAGGUCUGCACAGGGGGACCCUUCCAUCCUGCAGGUGGAUGACUUCACCAAGAUCCAUCUUCUGUGUCAAGUUAAGCACAUUGUUACAGCAAGAUGGCAGGUCAGUUUUGCUUACUGACAGGUGACAGGAGCAGCUUUAUCUCUGACCUAAGGACCUAAUUGAGUUAGAGAGGGAUGCAAAAGCGUAAAUUACAGCAGAAGUGUUUGCAAAACGUGGAGUUCACAGGUUACAAGGCAUCAGUUCUGCAUGAGGAUCGCCCCAACAUUCUUUGCUAAGUUCCUCCCUUACACAUCGAACAUGAGUUUAUGCUGUGUACCUUUAUUCUGAAUGAGAGAUGCUCUGAACUGUUAGGAAAUGACCUUAAAUCAGAAUCACCAUUUUCUCUUUGACCUAGUGAAGGUCUGAGCCAGUUUGUUCUGCUGUACAACCUGAAGGACGUUCCUAAUGCCAUCGCAGAAAGUAACUGCCCUGCUCAUUAAAACAGGAAACAAACCACCUUCAUUUCUGAGACCAGAUUCCUUGCAGCCACAGAUUAAGCUCCUUGGUUAAAAGAUAAAUGAGUCAUAUUGAAGUAAUGUUAAUGUCCUUGCUCUAAGGGCUGAGAAGGCUUCCAGGUACAGCUGCUGUUCCUUGCCUUUGGUCCCCCCUUGCUGCCCUUCUGCUGCCUCUUUAGGAAUCACAGAGUGCACGGCAGUCAGUUGGGUGCCUGCCACCCCUCACCUGCAUUUCUGGGGGUAUCACUGUGAUGUGAUUUCCCGUCUGCCGGAAUAUGCAGCAAAUAUGCAAACAGGCUCUCAGCUUUUUUUAGCUCACAAAAGCAAGGGAGUCCUUUGAAAGGUCCUCGGUUUUACCCAAUCAUCGCUCCCUCCCUCGCAUCGUGCAGCAUUAUCAUUCUCUGGCAGUGUAAAUCCUCACAUAUGCCUGCCUCCCUCUUGCCUUCAGCCUCUCCCUCCCUCCCCCUCCCCACCGUGCUGCCAUCGGAUCUGUGAUGAUAUGUGAUCUCCUGGAUACAAUCACACACACACACACAAGUACCAGGCACCGCUGCUCAGCUCAGCAAAAUGUCUUUCUCAUAGGAGUGGUGCUCAUCACAGCUUCCGAAUCCUUGACGAUGUGGCCAUGCUUUCCUCUCUGCCUUCUACCUUUUGCUCUCUUUGUCUGCCUGCUCUUUAUACCUGCGGGUCAUCUUUGCCCUGCUGUCUGUAGCUGUAUGGACUACCACACCAUAGACUGCCGGGAUCAAGGACUCCCCAGUGUUCCCAAUCCGUUUCCAUUGGAUGUACGGAAACUUCUUAUAGCUGAUAACAACAUCCAGGCGAUACCAGCUGAUUUCUUUAUAUUUUAUGGAGACCUGGUCUACUUGGACUUCAGGAAUAACUCCCUCACCUCUUUAGAAGAGGGCACUUUUAGCAGUUCUACCAAACUGGUGUAUUUAGACUUAAGCUACAACAAUUUAACACAGCUCGAAGCCGGGAUAUUCAAAUCGGCAGAAAAACUGAUAAAACUCAGCUUGGGAAACAAUAACCUGGUGGAUGUGGACGAAGCUGCCUUUGAGAACCUGGAACAGCUUCAAGUGUUAGAACUGAAUGACAAUAACUUACAGAGCCUCAACGUGGCAGCCCUUGAAGCUCUUCCCUCCCUGCGGACCAUCCGGCUGGAGGGCAACCCGUGGGUCUGUGACUGUGACUUUGCCAAUCUUUUCAGCUGGAUCCAGGACAAUGCCUCUAAGCUUCAGAAAGGUCUCCAUGAAAUCCAGUGUUCCCUGCCUGUAGAAAAUAGAAGAAUCUUUCUGAAUGAAUUAUCUGAGGUCAGCUUUAGUGAAUGCAAAUUUAGUUUGUCAUUGACGGACCUUUUUAUCAUCAUCUUCUCUGGAGUCGCAGUCUCCAUUGCUGCAAUUCUAUCAAGCUUCUUCCUAGCAACUCUAGUGCACUGCUUCCAAAGAUGUGCUCCCAGUAAAGAUGACGAUGAUGAUGAAGACGACAGUGAGGACUGAACUUAGUCUGUGUACUUAAAUUUCCUUGGUUUAUAAACUAAUGGUAGAUCAGCAGCCAAAGUCUAGGAAGAAAACCAGACUACAAGUUUUAGACAUGAUUAGAUUAAACCAAUGUAUUAAGGUUCCACACUAAUUUCAUGAAGGUCACAGGUAGGAAUCAACAGUUUGCAGCUGAGACUGUUAGUUUUACUUGCAUAUAUAACCUGAUGCAAUGAGAGCAGAUUAAUUUCUGUCAUCGUUAAGUCAAACGUUGCAUUUAAGUUUGAAGGCCAGAAGGAAAAGGGAGAAAGGAGAAAGAAAUAAAAACAUUGCAGUGUUUUAAAAGACCAUCAGCUUCCACACCGUCCUUCUGAUCAGAUGCAGGUCCUGUAAGCACUUAGUAGCUUGUUUUAAAUGUGCACUUGGAAAAGGGCUGGAUAGGGGGAGGCAGCUCAGCUGGGAAUCGAGAUGCAAUUUAAGAAUGUCUUUCCUGCAUUGAAUUAAUGGGAGAUUCUAGCAAGCUCACACAACUUUCUGAGUAACAAAACACAGUGGAAAGCAUAGGAAGGUUGGCGCUUUCUCUCCACGAGUCUUCUCUCUAAACACUCAUCCUUCUUUUAAUGACUGACAGCAGUUGCAGACAUUCAGCCAAAAUUUCCUUUUCUACAGGCAAAAUGUGGUUGUGGAUCUGAAUCUCUGAGUCAUCCAUUGCAGCUGCCUGACACCUCCUUGGCUAUGGCAAAGAUACGAACUGCAGCCUUCCUCUGCAUUUUCAGUUGCAAUGGAAUAAAGGAAUUCCCUUCUGUGUAACGCUAGGCACAAGUAAUUGUUGCAGUGUUCAGCCUGCUUAGUUAUUUUAAAACACUAAGGGCUAUAUUCUGCUUCUGGUUAUGCUGGAUUAAACCAGAUGAAUUGAACACCAUGAUUCUAACUGCAUAAACAAGAGUGGAAUCUGGCCCAAGUUAUUUCUGACUGUGCUAUAGAUUUGUCAGAACUUGAGCUCUACUAUAUAACAGUAGUUAUUUUUGUUAAAACAAAUUAAAAAAUGACAUUUAUUACAAGGGAUUUUUGGAAUAGUGCCGGGCAGCUUUUUAGGAUAAGUAUAUUUUUAAAAUAUUUGUAAUGGAAAUAUUUUUUUAAAGCUCAGUGUAUUUCAAAUAUUAUCUAGAAUAGCUGGGAGGGCUUAAAGGUAAGAAAUAGCAUAGGGAUAAACAAUCUAAGGACCGUGUGCUAUUAUAAAAGAGCUGAUUAGCGUAGCAUCUAUUAAACUACUGCAAACACUAUAGUAGUUCUUAAAGAAACCCACUCCAGUUAUAACAUUGCCUAGCUCAGUUAAUGUAAGUCUUUUAUGGACACUUGGUUCCAGAUCUCUUGUAUCAGCUUUGCUGAUUGCCCCAGCAGACAGGAGCACAUUGCACUGUGUGUUGAGGAGCAGCGUGGUCCAAUGGUGCAGGGUUAGGGCUUGGGGCACCUGGCUGUGGUUCCUGAUCCUAAAAGACUUUCAGCAAAUCCCUCUUUCUGUCUGUGCCUCCAUUUUCCCACCUAUAAAAUGAAGAUCGUAGUAACCGUUCAUCAUUUUAAAGUGCUUUGAGAUGUGCAACAAGGGGGCACUCUAUUGGGGCUAUGUAGAUCAGGCUCAAACAGAAGCUAUGGAAUAGAUCUAAUGGGAUCCUACAUCAGUAUGGCUUUGCUGGCAUCACAGGAGUUACUUCAUUGGCUUAUGGUGUUUGCAAUGGGAACACAAGGGAGAGUUUACUUCUGUUAGCUCUACAGCUUAUUCAAUGUGACUUAAUGCUGCCAUUGUUAACAUUAUUACUUCUAAAAUCACAUUGAAACAGAAUGAAGUGGGGCAGCGAGAGGAUGUUCUGUAUCAAUACUGUCUUCUAUUAUUCUUUCGAGACGAAUGCAAUGACAUGAUUUUCACUGUGUAGUGCCAUGUUUAAAAACAACACAAAUAUAUUUAUAAUUUCAA